Anoplopoma fimbria (sablefish) is the source of this 1957-nucleotide messenger RNA. It is a transcript of the gene xrra1, whose product is annotated as X-ray radiation resistance associated 1. The transcript is spliced from 17 exons. Gene Ontology annotation, cellular component: nucleus. The record is from RefSeq and is a predicted model, not a curated record. Gene Ontology annotation, molecular function: protein binding. Bases 14 to 1888 code for a protein of 624 amino acids. Lineage: Eukaryota; Metazoa; Chordata; Actinopteri; Perciformes; Anoplopomatidae.
AGCAGGAAGCGAGAUGGCUGCAGCUUUAUGUAAACUAGACGAUGGACGGAGCAGGCCAACAACAUGCUUCCCACCUCGGACAUUACACCAACGAAGAGGAGAAGGUGCUGGUCAUUGGCUUGUGGCCUACAGAAAGGCAGAGGAGCAGCAAUACAGGAAGGUUCAAAGAAGAAUAAAAGAGACUUAUGAAGGAUGUGAGGACAGCAGGGGGGCUGAUGCUCCUCAUGGUAGCACAUUAGAUGGACCUUUCCUGCUCCAAUUACAUUGUGUUGAUAAACCGUCUGAGCUCUGCUCUGUGGACGUCAGUGAGCAGAAGCUGACUUCUGUCAAGCCAGAAGACCUCAAGGCAUUUGACAAUGUAGCUUAUAUAGAUGCAUCUAUUAACUCCCUCUCUUUAGGGUCUUUCAGCAGUUUUGCGUCUUUAAGAGAACUCAAUCUGUCAUUAAAUGGGCUUUGCAACAUGACGUUUCACGCUGCUGACUUCCCUCAUCUCGAGAUUUUGGAUUUGUCCUACAACAGUUUGUCAGCUGAUGAUAUUGUUUCCAUGGGUCGUCUUCCUCAUCUAAAAGUCCUUCAUCUGACUGGAAAUCAGCUUCAUCAUCUUCCUCCUAAUCUAGGCUCCUUAAACCAUGACCCGACUCAACAGCCAGACAAAGAAGACGACACAGAGUUUAAAGCUCUUGAAGUCCUGAUGCUUGACGAUAACAAACUGUCCUCUGGAGUCUUCAACAGUCUUGCAAACCUUAAGAAGCUAAAGUAUUUAAACCUACAGGGGAACCUCAUUUCUGAAAUACCAUAUUUGCAACUCACAUCGUGUUCAAAACAUUGGCAGACUUUUGUUGAAGAGCAAGCUGAAGAAGAGGGACUUGCCCACACUGAGACAAGUCAUAACCCUGUUGAAGAUCUCAAGAGGAUUUCAGAGGAAAAUUUGGAGGAGAACCGCAAAAGAUCCAGUUCUCCACUGCCUGAGCUUCAAUUCCUCAAUUUAGCCGACAACAAGAUUGCAGAGGAGGAAGCACUGAUGGCUGUUGCUCUUUUCCCAAUGCUCCAAGAAAUUGACAUUCACUCCAACCCUCUGACCACGAAGAGAAGUGGAGACCCGCCCUUACUGACCUAUUUCCUCCACGAGAGACUGGGGAUCACGAUAAAGCGUAAAAAGACGCAAGAGGUGGUGAAGCUCCCACUGAAGGUGUCAACCGAUCCCAAAUGGAAGGUGGAGGAAAGAAUCCCAAAGGUGUCAAAGAAGCUAUUGUUGAUGGAUGCACCUUGUUCUGCCCAAAGUGAGACGAAGAAAACACCUGAAUCUGAGGGCGAGAAUAGCGGAGACGAAACCUUCCAAGAAAACACAGAGCACUUCUUUGUUACUCAGGCCACAGAUGUUCCUGAAUAUGAGUUUGAUCUUCCAGCUGACGAGAAAGAAACCGCAGGGAACAAGGAAAGAUUGAUGGACGGAAAAGCAAAACCAAGUCCUGAUGUGGAGGAGCCCAUCGGAAUUCAGACCGCUGUUCGGAUGCUGGAACACACACUGAAGAAUCUCAAUGUUUACAGAGACUCAAAACCAAAACUUGAUAGCAUCCAGAUGCCAUACAGAGAAAGACAGAGAAGGAUUAAGGAUCUUCCACCUUUGAAGCCUAUAAAGCAGCCAACUGAAAGGGUUAAUGAAAUGAUAAAGGAAAUCAAAGAGAGCACAACGAUCAGAGAAGUCCCCUUAAGCAGAGCGAUACAAGGCACAGGUGUCAACAAGCAGGAGCACAAGGAAGCUCUGUCGCUGCUGAGAGACAUGAAGACAAAGCACAAGAUGGUCCACAAGAAAACUAUGGAGCAAGCAGCCAGCAUCGAGUCUGCUAGAAACACCAACCAAAACAAAGCUGAACCUCCACCUGUGUAGAUGCUCUCAAGUACUUAGCUAAACUGUGAGUUUCUUUCUGGCUAUAAAUUAAACCUUGUUGAUGUUGGC